Molecule: messenger RNA, 6049 nt
Organism: Amblyraja radiata (thorny skate)
Lineage: Eukaryota; Metazoa; Chordata; Chondrichthyes; Rajiformes; Rajidae
Product: exostosin-1
Exons: 11
Coding region: 667-2907 (746 amino acids)
Cellular component (GO): membrane
Molecular function (GO): glycosyltransferase activity
Source: RefSeq, a predicted model, not a curated record
UGAGGCCGUAUAUGCAAAGAUAUAUGUGGGUGUUAGGGUGAGGAUGGGAGCGGGGGUGAGGCUCUGCUGCAGUUCACACGCAGCUUUCUGCGCCCUUGAAGGGAAGCAACCUUCGCAUUAACCCGGGGACGACGACGAGGAGGAGAAGAAGGGGAAGCGUUUCCAUUUGCAUUAUUUCCUCUGCUCUCUCUUUCCCACCCGGUGCAUCUGCAGCUGACGCCGGGACUGCGCGAGGACCAGAGAGAGAGAGGGGCGCGAGCGCCGGGACCGCGAGGCGCGGGCACUGGGGGAGGGAGGCGCGAGCGCCGGGCGACGGACGGACGGUUGGUGGCCGAGCGCGAGCGGCUUCCAUGGGCUGCGAGAAGGUGGCGGCCCCUCGCCGCUGAGAGCGCCGCCACCGCCACCGCCGCCACCCAUCCCUCUCUCCCUCAAUGCCGCACAGGAGGAGAUAGCGGCGGCGAAGAACAACGGUUGUUUUAAAAAUCGCCCACAUGCUCUGGAAUAACAGGAUCUGGGGAAAGCAGAGAGUGUUGAAGUUUUCUCAAUCAGUGUGCGGCUGUGUGGCGGGGGGAAGAUGGCGGACUGGAGGUGAUCGCAGAGGGCCGGGCUCGCAGUUAUCCUCUUCUCCCGGUGCUGCUGGGCGACGAGCCUUCUGCCGUCGGACACAUGCAGGCCAAAAAGCGUUACCUUCUGCUUGCAGCCGGCGCCUGUGUGCUGUUGCUCGGCUACCUGGCUGGGAGGCGUUUCGGGCAGCUGCCCCCGAGUAGGACGCAGAGCCGGCGUGGGGCGACGGAGCCGGACUCGCUGGCGGUCCGCGGCGGCUGGCGGGAGAGGGCCGACCCGCUGCAGACCUUCUGGGUGGGCGGCGAGCAGCAGGAGAACAGGGAAUACGCGCAGCGCGGCUCACCCCCCCAGCAGAAGCGGGAGAUCAGCAGAAGCGUGUACAAGGGCAAAAAAUGCCGCAUGCUCUCCUGCUUCGACUUCUCCCAGUGCCACAGGAACGGUUUCAAGGUCUACAUCUACCCGCAACAGAAAGGAGAAAAGAUGUCCGAAAGUUAUCAGAACAUAUUGGCAGCCAUCGAGAGCUCCAAGUUUUACACUUCGGACCCGAGGCAGGCUUGUCUAUUCGUUCUCAGUUUAGACACCUUAGACCGGGAUCAGCUUUCGCCUCAGUACGUGCACAACCUGAAAAGCAAAGUUCAGAGUCUGCACUUGUGGAACAAUGGCAGGAACCAUUUGAUUUUUAAUCUUUAUUCCGGAACCUGGCCCGAUUACACCGAGGACUUGAGCUUUGACAUCGGCCAGGCAAUGUUAGCCAAAGCCAGCAUCAGCACUGACAAUUUCAGGAGUAAUUUUGAUGUUUCUAUACCGCUGUUUUCGAAAGAUCACCCAAGGACUGGAGGAGAGAAGGGUUACAUGCUUUUCAAGAAUAUCCCUCCCCUGACAAAGUACCUGCUAGUAUUUAAAGGGAAAAGGUAUUUGACUGGGAUAGGCUCUGAUACCAGGAAUGCCUUGCACCAUGUCCAUAAUGCUGAAGACAUUAUCCUCUUAACCACUUGUAAGCAUGGAAAAGACUGGCAGAAACAUAAGGACGCCCGUUGUGACCAGGACAACGAUGAGUAUGAAAGGUAUGAUUAUCGUGAACUAUUGCACAAUUCCACCUUCUGUUUGGUUCCCAGGGGUCGUAGACUGGGAUCUUUCCGAUUUCUGGAGGCUUUGCAGGCUGCAUGUAUUCCAGUGAUGUUAAGUAAUGGCUGGGAACUACCAUUUUCAGAAGUUAUUGACUGGAACCAAGCUGUUGUCAUUGGAGAUGAAAGGUUGCUGCUGCAGAUUCCUUCUACUGUAAGAUCUAUUAAUCAGAACAAAAUCUUAGCACUUAGGCAGCAGACACAGUUCCUAUGGGAUGCUUAUUUUUCUUCAGUCGAGAGGAUAGUGUUGACCACAUUAGAAAUAAUUCAAGACAGAGUUUUUAACCAUAUGUCUCGCAAUGGCUUAAUGUGGAAUAAACCUCCAGGGGCAUUAUUCAGUCAGCCACAGUAUUCAGCACAUUUAGGAGAUUUUCCUUUUUAUUAUUCUUAUCUAGGUACAUCGCCUUCAACCAAGUUUACUGCCGUUAUCCAUGCAGUGACUCCGCUGGUUUCGCAGUCACAGCCAAUAUUAAAACUUCUGCUGGCAGUAGCUAAGAGUCAAUAUUGUGCACAGGUUAUUGUGUUAUGGAACUGUGACAAACCUUUACCAGCCAAACACCGUUGGCCCUCCACUGCUGUACCUGUACUGGUAAUUGAAGGAGAAAAUAAAGUUAUGAGCAGCCGUUUUCUUCCAUAUGAUGCAAUUCAUACACAUGCAGUUCUUAGCCUUGAUGAAGAUACUGUUCUUUCCACUACGGAGGUAGAUUUUGCCUUCACUGUGUGGCAAAGUUUCCCUGAGAGAAUUGUGGGAUACCCAGCUCGCAGUCAUUUCUGGGACAACACAAAGGAAAGAUGGGGUUACACAUCUAAAUGGACGAAUGAUUACUCCAUGGUCUUAACAGGUGCUGCAAUCUAUCACAGGUACUAUCAUUAUCUGUACACUCAUUACUUGCCUGCCAGUUUAAAGAACAUGGUGGACCAAAUGGCCAACUGUGAAGAUAUUCUGAUGAACUUCUUGGUGUCAGCAGUCUCCAAGCUGCCACCUAUUAAAGUAACUCAGAAAAAGCAGUACAAAGAGACAAUGAUGCAGCAGUCGUCCAGAACUUCCAGAUGGGCUGAUCCUGACCACUUUGCUCAACGGCAAACAUGCAUGAAUACUUUUGCAAGUUGGUUUGGAUUUAUGCCUUUGAUCCACUCCCAGAUGAGACUAGACCCAGUUCUCUUCAAAGAUCAGGUGUCCAUAUUGCGAAAAAAGUAUCGGGAAAUUGAGCGACUCUAAGAAGCACAAAGCCAUUUCUUGUUGGACUGUGUUGGGAUUAAAGCCAUCCUCGGCUCAACAGGUAGCAAUCUGCACAAGAUAACUCUUGACUGUUGCCCUUCGAUGAAUCUGACGUACUCUUCCGACCCACAGAUAACUGUUAGCUUAUUGACUAAGUAUGAUCUGUGCAACAAAUAGAAUAUAACUUUAUCAUUUUAUCAAUCGGAGAGAUGGGAUUGAUAUCCUGUUAUGAGGAGUAUAUAUCAAAAGAAUCAUGAACAUAUAGUGAAGAUCAAUGAUUUUUUUUCAUCAGCACUGUGAAAAUCAAAGUGAAACACAAAUACUAUUCAAUUGUUCAGAAUAGUGUCUUAAAUUUUGGCCUGGACAUAACUUAAGGCCAACUAAAUACCACUUAAGCCAAGUAUGUAUUAGGAAAAGCAAACAAAUGUUUGGAAUGGGUGGCCAUCAGGCUUGUAUAGGAAUGGACACCAGGGCAUUCAUGACUAAUGAGCAUGUAAUUGGGUUUCACCAAUAAUGACUGCCAUGUUAACUAUUAGCAUGCAAAAACAAUUAUUUCAAAAAUUAUGCAUAUACACUAUCCACUACAGGAUACCCUUUACUGGUAUGUAGGAGAUCGGAGUUCCUCAGCAGUUCAGGGUGAUCUGCCACACAAAUACGUAUUGCUGGUUGAAAUGUGUGCAAAUGCCUGCAUGUUAACAUGCCUUACAGGUGAUGUGCUGUAUGGCUUUUAUAAGGUCAAUAGGCUGACCUCUGGAAUUAAAACAUUGGCUUUGCGUAUUUUAAAAUGAAUGGCACAUAUGGUGCUCAAGCAAGGGAUACCCCCUUGUUUCUAUAUAAAGUUCUAUUUUUUAAAUGGCAAGGCUAUGUUAGCCUUUGCUCACAGGUACUUGAAUGUCUGAAGACUUGAAGGAGUGUUGAGCGUGUGGCCUUUUAAUCACUUUAUUUUGGUUAAUAAUGGUUCAACCUAGUUUUUAUAUAUGUAAAUCACUUAUUUUAAAUAGAAAUUCCAGUUCAUCUUGUGUGCUGAAUCUCCGAUCAACAUUGUCACUUCAUAAUUAAGGGUGUGAAAAUGGGCCUUGUUACAAUGUACGUAAUCUUGUAUAUUUAUUUUGACAAUUGUGUAUAGUGUACGGUUACAAACUGACAAAGCAGUGUGGGAAUAAUUAGAUGGAUAACUGUAAAGCAAAACAAAAAUAUUUUGUAUAAGAUGUACAUUUGAGGUUUUCUAACAUUUCCAAUGUUUUCGUAGUGUAUCAUUGCUUUAUAUAUUAAAAAAAAAUUCCCAACUGGUUGGAAUGACAUGACUACACAUUAAUGGGAUUAAACCUACAAAGGAGUGGAAAGAAUACAAAGCCAUAUAUGUGAUUUACUGAAUUAGUUUGCAUAACAUGGUAGCUCCAUCAAAGAUAGCCGUUGUAUAGAUAGUAUCGCCAAAGACUUGUCUAUUUGUUGUGCAGGUGCUUUCAUUAAUUUAAUUGUAUUUUUAGAGCCAUUUGUAAGUAUGUUUGUACCAUUGAGCAUAUCUUAGAAUGGAUUUUUGUUUUAUCACUACAUUUCUGCUGCUUCCGUUAGUGUUUUUUUUAUACCUUGGGAGCAUUUGCACACUUCUUACUAGCUGCCAUUCUUUGUCUAAAUUUACCAUUGUACACUGGUGUAAUGUCACAAUUGUUACUGGUUCUGGUGAGAAUUCACAUGCUGAACUGCUGUAAUCCACAUUUGUAAUUUUAUUUUCCCAACGUGAUCUCCUCGUCAGUUGAUCCAUGGAAUUACUGUGCUGUCUUUUUUUAACUUUUGGGACUGAUUUAGAAGCGAGGUGCUAGCUAAAGGGGUUACUGCAAUAAAAUUUAUAAACAGAGCAGAGUUUAAAGUUGCUAAAGAAAAGCUUAGUCAAAAAUUGAGGGAAAAUAAAUCUGCUUUAGAUGUUGAGCCCCAGGAUCAAUGUACUUGUUACCUUUUAACUAUCAAAGUUUUUAAAUUAUUUACUGUGCAUUUUCUCCAAAUUUUCAAUUACGAGUGACUGCGGUAUAAAGUCAUACGCAGUUGAAGAAAUUCCAGAAAAUUAAUCAUUUUUAAAACUAGUGCUGAAACUAAUUUUUAUUUGAAAGCAGUAGAUUAAAUGACUCAAAUCUUAAACUUAGGUUUAGAAUGUUAUGCUACUGCGUUUAAGGAGUGAAUGUUCAUCAGCAUACCUGUUAAAGUGGGUUGAUGUUGCUAUGACUAAGUUUUGAAUACAUUCUUUGUGAAAAAAUAUUCAAAUAUUAAAACAAAAUACUUGCAUUUACGUAGGGUUUACUCAUCACUUUGUGGAUAUCCUACAGUGCUUUUAAAGUACUUUUGAAAUAUAAUCAAUUUGCACACAUCAAGCUUUCAAAAACAGCUUUGUGUUAAUCACCAGAUAAACUGUAUUUGUAAUUAGGAGUGAGGAAAAAAUAAGUGCCGUGGAUUUUUUAAUAUCCACCCCACCUUUUAAAUCAGUUAAAAUAUGAACAAAUAAAUGACUUCCUCCAGUCAUUGUAGAAGGAUUAAAUUUUAAGCUCUGGUGGUGGGCUGUGGAUUUUUUUUAAAUGAUUGCUUAAAUUUGCUCUGAACUGCAGGCGAACGUUCAGUCUUGAACCUGAAUCAUUAAAGAAGGUGCACAGAAAGCUGAAAUUGUAUCUCUCUCUGAAGCCACUCCAGUUACAUAAAAGAUAUUUGAAAUUUACAUAGGACAGACAGAAAACAUUUCUGUAAACCUUGGGUCCAAUCCUGUCCUGUUUUCACAUCUAACCUUGAGACAGAAUAGGAUGUAUCAGGGAGAUUCAGAAUGUUAUGUUUCUCUUCCCUAAGAUGCCGCAUUUGCUUUGGGAGCACUGGAAUCAUGAUUAAGUGAUUUAUUGACAUUCCUGGAUAGUUCUCCAUACAGUCUCAAGGGUACAGGCUCUAAAACUGCAUUUUUAUUUGUUUAUUACUUUUGCCUCUUGAUGAGUUUGCACCACACUUGACCUAUUCCAUUACCCCUGGAAACCCAUCAUGCCCAAUGUUUCCAGCUCUGUAAUUAGUAUUGUGUUGGUUCAUUUCAUAUACAUAAAUGAUUUUUUUUUAACUUAGAUAAAUGGAAAUUUUGUAAGAUUUUUUUGUUAAAAAUAAAUGAUAUUUGAUAAUA